CGCGCCCCGCGCCGCGGCACGCGUGUCCCCGGGGGUCGGUGGCCGCCCCCCGGGCCUCAGCCUCACCGUCCUCUCUCUUCCUCUGUCCCCCACCACUAUAUCCGUCCCACGGCGCCGCGCUCCGCUCCCAACCGCGUCGCGUGUCCAAAACAUUCUGCGGCCUGUUGGAGGGCAGCACCAAGUAUCACCAGUCUAGGGCCUACUCUGGUUACUAGAAGGAGUACUCGCAGGCACCAGCUAGCUUCCGCACUGCGGCCAGAACCAGAAACCAGAGCGGCAGCCUUGCGGCGCCCGCGUGGAGGCGUGGAGCAUAAAGCCGGCGCUCGCGCUGCUGGCAGCAAUCCAAUCCCCUGUUCUGCUCUGUUCUCCCGAGUAAUCACAAUUCAAGCCUUCUUCGACCUCGAGCUCGUCGUCAUGAGGAGCGCCGCGUCCCUGUCCCUCGUCUUGCUCCUCGUCUUCGUCGCGGUCCCGUCUCCGGCUCGCGGCUGCGACCGCUGCGUGCGCCGGUCCAAGGCCACCUACCAAGCCUCCUCGCUCGCCCUCAACGCCGGUUCUUGCGGGUACGGCUCCCUGGCCGCGUCCUUAAACGGCGGCUUCCUCGCCGCGGCCAGCCCCGAGCUCUACAGGGGCGGCGUCGGCUGCGGCGCCUGCUUCCAGGUGCGGUGCAGGGACAGCGAGCUGUGCAGCGCCGCCGGCACCAAGGUGGUGGUGACGGACCAGGCGCGGACCUCCUCGAACCGCACGGGCCUGGUGCUGAGCGCCGCGGCGUACGCGGCCAUGGCCCGCGCCGGCGAGGCCGCGCGGCUCCGGGCGCAUCGCGUCGUGGACGUCGAGUACAAGAGGAUCCCAUGCGAGUACGCGAACCGCAACCUGUCCAUCCGCGUGGAGGAGAAGAGCCGGCCGCCGAGCCAACUGUCCAUCAGGUUCCUGUACCAGGGCGGCCAGACCGACAUCGUCGCCGUCGACGUCGCCACGGUCGGGUCGUCGAACUGGCGGUUCAUGACGCGGGAGCACGGGCCGGCGUGGAGCACGGCGCAGGCGCCGGCGGGGCCCCUGCAGUUCCGCCUGGUGGUGACCGGCGGGUACGACGGCAAGUGGGUGUGGGCGGAGUCGGAGGUGCUGCCGCGGCGGUGGGAGGCCGGCCGCGUCUACGACACCGGGGUGCAGGUCGCCGACGUCGCGCAGGAAGGGUGCUACCCCUGCGACACGCACGAGUGGCAGUGACGCGCGGGCUGAGCUGUGAAAAACUGUACAGUUCUUUUUGCCUUUUUUUUUUCUGCAUCUUUUGCUCAAUACCGUCCAUUCUUGGAUGGAUGGACGGAUGGAAAAAUAUGAAAUGAUGAAUGGAAUCGGAGAGGGAGAGUCAAACGUGCCGUUGCAA
Messenger RNA from Setaria italica (foxtail millet), 1381 nucleotides. Its product is annotated as expansin-like A2. Gene Ontology annotation, cellular component: extracellular region. Lineage: Eukaryota; Viridiplantae; Streptophyta; Magnoliopsida; Poales; Poaceae. The record is from RefSeq and is a predicted model, not a curated record. The transcript has 5 exons. The annotation marks the transcript as partial.